AUGCAAUUUGAUCAAUUAAAAUCACCUGAUAGCGAUGAUAACAGAAUAUUUAGACGGAUAAUCGCACCUGCUAUUCAAAAAUUUCGAGAGCAUAAUGGAGUUGCUGUUACACCAAAAGAACAUAUCGGAGACGAAAAGAAAGUCCUAAACGUUUCGCAACUUAAAGCUAACCUUUUACAAAUCCUUAAUAAGUUUAGCAUGAGCAUGACCAAAGAAACGGAAAACAAUAGUUUCGAUUUCAUACAGCCCUCUCUUAAAAUAUAUUUCUUCGGACCUCAUACAUCACUUGUUGUGAGUAAUGGGGAACAACAUUUUCAUUACUUUGUCAAUCCGCCUUCGUCAUUGCCUCGUUGGUUUUAUGAAGAACACAAGAACGAGUUACAGAUCGAUGAAACUCUGUCCGUCGAAAUUCCUGAAGAAGUCAAACAGGAAUUGUAUAUAAGACUUUACAAUUUAUUGCAUGUAUUUUUUAGCUUUCCAAUUUAA
Messenger RNA from Leptosia nina, 486 nucleotides. The record is from the annotation of a GenBank genome assembly. NCBI's taxonomy places the organism in Eukaryota, Metazoa, Arthropoda, Insecta, Lepidoptera, Pieridae.